AAACUGUUUUUGCCUCUUGCUGGAAACUGAAAGUUACUCAAUAAACAUGGACUCCAAGCCUCAGAGCAACACAAUGGCUUUGGAUGUCAGGACGUGGGAGCAGAUAUUUCAAGAACUGAUCCGGCAGGAGAAAUCCCGGGCCAGAUGGACCCUGAAGUUGGAUGGGAACCUGAAGCCAGACUGUGUGGCCCCAGGGUGGAAGCAAUAUCGGCAGAAAGGAUUUGCCAGGUUCCAGUGUUCCUCAUGCCAACGGAGGUGGGCUUCUGCCCAAGUGCAGAUCCUAUGUCACAUGAACUUGCAGCCCCGGAAGUCCCAGGGCCAGGUGCUUAUGAGGACUUUUGCUCAGAGGUGCCGGAAGUGUUCCCGGUCUCAAUUUGAGAAGCCUGAGUUCUCCCUAGAUAGCACCCAGAGGAUUCUGAACAACCUGGUACAGCAUAUUCUAGAAAGAUUCUACAGAAAUGGCAUCAAGAAGGUUUCAGAGAUACCAGUGAAAUUGGAGGUGCCUUUGGAUGGGUCCCAUGACAUAGCCAAUUGUGAGGCAUGCAUCCUGGGCUUCUGUAUGAAGAACUUACAAAACUGCAUGACAGAGCCAUCCAAAUCCCCUCUAUCCUACAUGGAGAUUAGGAGUUCCUCUGAUUGCAUUGGUGAUGUGUGUGGCCAAAGCCUACCCAGGAACCGGUCAGCAGAGGCAAAGGAGACUCAGGGGAGUGGGUAUUCCUGUGCUCAUAAGGGCUCAAGGCCUCGCCAUGCUGCUGCAAGGAUCCAAGUGCCUGGGACAGAUCCUCAGCCCAGAGGGGACACAGGCCAACUGCUCACACCAGGGGCAGACCGGCAAGCCACAUGGGGAACAGGCCCCCAGUCCAUUCGAGUAGCAAGAUUACUUCCCUCAGAGUGGACAGAGCCACAGCCCAUACAAGAAGGAGGCCCACUACCUGCAGGGUGGGGACAUUCACAAUCCACACUGGGGACAAGACCAAAGGCCCCAUGGAAGACAUACUUUCAGGCUGCAAGGAUGAAAAGCCAACAGUCGGCACAGGAGGAACAAGCCACACAAGGGGCAGGUCUUCAGGCCACAAGGGUGACACACCCACAGCCCACAAAGGGGACAAUCCCAAGGGCCACAUCAGGAUCAGACACUCAGGCUACAGGGAGGGCAGGCACCCCAACACCAGGGUCAAACUCACAGCACACACGGGGGGCAAUCCCAAAGGCCACAGCAGGGUCAGGCACUCAGGCUACAGGGAGGGCAGGCACCCCAACACCAGGGUCAAACUCAUAGCACACACGGAAGGCAGGCCACACAUGUGGGCCUGGGACCUACAGUGGAACCCAAGCUGCCUGGGGCAGGCAGGAGGGGUGCUCACCCAGAGGGGCUGCUUCAGACGGCAUUUGCAGAGUCUCUCCCUCAGGGCUACCAAAUGAUUCCCUUGGCCAAGAGCAGUUGUUCAGAUUGGGCUAUGUCUGUGUUGUUGCUCUGUUUACCUUUCUUGUAUCCAGAUACUUAUAACAAAGAAACGUUAUGAUGAAACCAAAAAUGAAAAGACUUCUCUUCUCUUGUCUUAAUUCCAUAGUAAUCAGUGAAUUGGCUGCAAUUUUAAUAUUGACAGAGAAUUUGCUCUGAGACCAACGCAGGAUCAAGUUUAUAGAAUAAGCACUGGUUUCUGGACCUCCUUUGCAGAUAGUUUGAAACAUGACCUAUCAGAUAAUGGACCCAAUAAUAAAUAUUUGUUGAAUCAUUCGAAGGUUUUGGCUCAUUCAUUCACUCAUUCAUUGAUAUCAAUAUAUAUGUAGACCGUAGGUUGACAAGAACUAAGGGUUCUGAGUGUUACCGGAAAGUUAUUGUAGUAGGCUGAAUAAUGGUUCCCCAAAGAUAUCCAUGUCCUAAUCUCCAGAACCUAUAAUAUGUUUGUAAUAUAUAAAGUAUAUAAUACUUUACGUGGCUAAAGGGACUUUUCAGAUGUAAUUAAUUUAAGAAUCUUGAAAUGAGGAGAUUAUCCUGGAUUAUCCAAAUGGACCAAUGUAAUCACAAGGGUCCUUAUACGAGGGUUAAAGUCAGAAAAAAAAAUUUUAAGGAUACAAUCAGAGAUUGAAGUGAUGAGCUCUGAAGAUAGAGGAAGAGGCCAUGAGUCAAGGAAUACAGGCAGCAUUUAGAAGCUCAUAAAGGCAUAGAAAUAGAUUCUCCCCUACAGCCUCAGAAGGAACCAGCUCUGCUGACACAUGACGUUAGCCCAGUGAGACUGAUUUUAGAUUUCUAACCUCCAGAACUAUAAGACAGUAAGUUUGUGUUGCUUUAAGGCACUGAAUUUAUGAUAAUUUGUUACAGUAGCAACAGGAAACUAAUAUAGUUAUCAGUAUCACUGCAGAUAUCAGGCAAUUAUGUUUUAGGUAUGCUUCAGUUUUAACAACAACAAAAGAGUGUUUUAUUGAUUAGAAAUAUUAAUAUACCUAUCCCCUCUUAUUCUUUUUCCUCUCCUACUUAAACCCACCCAAAUAUCCCAAUCCUAAAGAGAUUUUCUAAAGAGUCAUCAAAUCAAAGGAAACCUGUUUAGGAUGGAGAUAUUUGGGUGGGCUUAAGUAGUUUGGUGACCCUUGGAGCUAUCAUAUUCUUUCACUCCUUCCAGCACUGGAGUGGGAAGCAUGUAAGAACUUGCCAGUCCUGAGAUCUUGUGACACAUGGCUACACCUUUCACUACCUAUUUCCAUAUGUCUGCUAGACAUUUCCACAUGGUUCUCAUAUCGCCAUAUCUACAUCUUCACGUUCAAAACCAUGCUCAUCAACGUCUCUGACUUUCCUGUUCUAAUUCGCCCUCGUCAUCCAAGCUUACCUCGGUCAUAUUUAAUGUCUCCUCCUUGUCAUCAGUGCUUAUUGUCCCUUCUUCUGUCAAGUUAUUCCUUAUCCACUGUUCCCCUAUAAACCCUUCUCCUCAAACAGUUCAGGAAUUUGAAUUAUUGAAAUAAUGAGGGGAUUUGAAUUUUACCUCAUAGGUAGUGGGGAGUCAUUGCAAACAUCUGAGACUAUGGGCAAUCUGAGUAGAAUCAUAUUUUGAAAACACCAUAUAUUUCUGGGAAAUAAUAGAGUAUAGGAUACAAACAGUGAGGAGUCUGGCUUGAAAAAGAAGAGUGGUAAACACAUAGAAAGAUUCUUAUAAAUAAUAAAUAUCUUGAAGGAAUUUGAAGACAGUGAAACACAAGAUGUAGGAAAACCCAAGGAUGAAAAACUUUCCUUUUUUCCUAACCACCUCUUUUCAUUUCCUCUCAGGCCACUCUCAUCAGUACUCUGCUUUUAUAUAUUCCCGCAUCCCCAAAGCACGCUACUAAAUGUGUGCAUUCCUCCUGUUUUCAUACCUUUUUGGUUCUUUCACAAAGAACAUUCACCUGGAGACUAGAGAUUUUAUUUCUAGCUUGGUUGUGUAAUAUGACCUGGGGUAAGUCAUCAUCCUUCCCUGAGCCUCAGCUUCUCCAUCUCUAUAAUAGGUUAAUAACUUCUAAUUAAACAUGGUGGAUUGAACAUAUGCAUUUCCUUCUGAUCACGCUUAGAGUCCUACUGUGUGAUGUAAAAGGGGGAAAAGAGCAUCAAUACACAAGGGCAAAGAGAAUGGCUAGAAGCUAGAAAACUGAUGGACUAGUGAUAGGGAAAUGACUUAGCAGAGUAGAGAAAACUGGAAUAGAAGUUAGGCAAGGGAAAACUGAGGUGCAAGGCAAAUGAUGUGGUACCAUUUCAGAAAAACUAAAAAACUGUAGGCAAUAAGUAGCUCUGAAUGUGGGUAUUAGGAAGCCUGAAGUGGAAGGAUUGGUUGAAAGCCUCUAUAUAAAUUUCCUUUUCCCCACUCCUACGCAGCCUGGUAACCACUCUUAACUUAUUCCAGGAUGAACAGUGGAGGUCUAUUCUCUGAAGACAUUGACCCAAAGGGACUCUGGGCUCAGGGACUCAGGCAUAGCUAAGGGAGGGAGUACCACCUAGCAAUCAGAAAGACAGUGAAAGUUUACAUACUGAAUAGAUGCACUCCCUUAGCCCACUACCAAACUUAGAAGGCAGCAUUAUAUCCUACCCAUCGUCCCCUCAAAUACAUGGAUAAUGGAUAGUUCCUCAUUGGGAAAACUGAUCAGCUCAACAGAA
This is a messenger RNA of Vicugna pacos (alpaca), 4117 nucleotides long. NCBI's taxonomy places the organism in Eukaryota, Metazoa, Chordata, Mammalia, Artiodactyla, Camelidae. The record is from RefSeq and is a predicted model, not a curated record.